Molecule: messenger RNA, 3786 nt
Organism: Aspergillus niger
Lineage: Eukaryota; Fungi; Ascomycota; Eurotiomycetes; Eurotiales; Aspergillaceae
Exons: 3
Coding region: 1-3786 (1261 amino acids)
Source: RefSeq, a predicted model, not a curated record
AUGGCAUCUCCUACGAAUCCGAGGAAUUUCAGCCCACACGGCAGCCGAUCGCAGAUGAUGCAAGUACCACCGCCCAAUUGUCGCAUGACUUCAAGCCCAUGGACAGCAAUGUACCUUGUCUCACCUCCCCUUCCCCGCGGAGUCACUGCUGUCCAGUUUAACAUCACGAGUCAUGACCAGGGUUGGUGCAGUAACCCAAGUGAUGGCAUCUGGUCUUGGUUUGAUGUAUCCAUCUUGGGCUCCUUGCGAGAGGAUGAAAUUCCCGCCUUCUCAGACUUGUCGGAUCCUUCAUACCUCAAGCCCAAACCCGACGAUUUCGGCCAAGUUUUGCAGGACCGGGGUUUGUAUUUCAAGGACAUCCACAGAGAAAAUCAAGCCACGCCGGGCAUUACGAAGCCAGUGACGAAGAAUAAGAUAAACAGGUCCUGGAAACAGCAAGUUAUUACUUGGAGACUGGAAGAUGGUGGUGAGGAAGCUAGCUUCCUGUCCAUUCUUGAAGAAGGCGAUCGUUUAGUCAUAUGGGCGCGCGCACAAUUCGCUGGAUGGAUUAAUUUUGUCAAAGAAGUCGAAAUAAUGGUAUCAAUUGACGAGGACCUUGCACAGCCUGCUCUUCCCCUUCCUGCAAGUGCUAAUGAUUCUGGUACCUUCCAUAAGGAAACAACUAUUCCUUGUCAUGCCCAUGGGGCCAAGGGCGGGCCUUCUCAUAAUGAAGUUGACAAUGAUAUCUUCGGAGCGUCACAGUCCUUUCAUUCAAACCUUGAUGACAAACGGUAUCUCGAUCGACUGAACCAACAGCUGACGCAAUAUGAAGCGGUCCUUGAUGAUCUUCCCGUUGACCAUGCCACUAGGCCAAAUGUCCUUAAUUUGAUUGGACUUCUGCUAGAGUUCCGUCACAGCCUGACCGGGAGCAUAGCUGACAUUGGGAGAUCAAUCGCUUACCUGCAGCUCGCCGUGCUACUCAGGCCAGACGAGCCAACGUUUCGUCAAAACUACGUGAGGGCUCUCGGCGACAGGGGUAAACGCGCCUCACAUGGGUCCGAUCUCAAUGUUGCCAGCGAUGAAUUAAAGAGUGCUCUGGCAUCUCCUCAUUGGAGUGAAUCACAACGGAUGGAUUUGGCACAUAUACUAAUACCGGCCUACCUCAUGCGUCACGAAAACACACAGGACAAAAGGGAUCUGGAAAGGGCAUGUGAUAUUAUACAUGAGCUAAAUGGCAUCUCUCGGAUUGACCCCUACACAGAAGCCAAAUAUCUGGAUUCACAGCAGCUCUUAACGAGCAUGCGGCACGGUGAUUUAGAUAGGAGCUUAAAGAGUAUGGGACAUGACAUAAAACAGGAAGAGUUGCUCCAGCGAGAACACCUUGACAUGGUCAUCUCAACGACAGAGAAGGCGCUACUUAAUAUUCCUCAGAAUGACCCAAGACAUGCCGACCUUUUGGAGUUGCUGACUCUACGAUAUUAUAGGCUCUACUGUCACACAAGCGAGCUGAACCACCUUGACUCUGCGAUCUCGCACGCUGAGAAUGCUUUAUCGCUUUCUCAUUCAAAAACUCCUUCAGCUACAUUGAGCCCAAGGAUGCAUUUGACUAUCUGCCGCAUGGACAGAUGGUACAGAAAGCAUGAUAUUGCAGAUCUUCAUGAGGCAGCGUCACAUAAUUGGGCGGCUAUAUGUGCUGCUCCUCCAUUUGAUGUACUACGAACAACUCUGCUUGUUAACGCUUGCAAAAUUUUGGACGCUCAAUACUCUGUGACUAAGAACAUAGACUUCCUGGAGAUCGGAAUAGCGAGGCUAGAAAGUCUAAGGAAUGAUUUUUCGGAACGCCUCCAUGGGGGCUUCAAAUUCUACUAUUUCUAUGGACUUGGGAAGCUGUACGAAACGAAGUUUGGUGUGACAAGAACACUCCAAGAUAUGGAGCAAACUAUUAACCUGGUUGAAAGAGCUGUUGCUUCAAUCCCAAAAGGGACUCCGCCAAAAGCAGAAAUGACUCUCAAACUUGGAAGCCUUUACCUGUCGAAACAUGUUCUGACGAAGAACAUUGAAGACGUCCGUACAGGAUAUACACAACUGGCGGAAUCCUGCAUCGCGUCCGAUGCGUCACCUUUGACGCGAGUGCGGGGCGCUAGUGAGAUAAUUCAUAUCUUUACUCAUACUGGUCAAUGGAAGGAUGCAUGCUAUUUUGCUGAGUGGUUUCUUCCCUCACUCGCCCAUGCCAGUGGCCGCGAAGUAGAGAGGGAUGAUCAGAUUUACAUCAACCGACAAGUCAGGGGCUUGGGGAGUCUGAUAUUUACUGCAAUUUGUCGUCUGGGCUUCCCAGUCCAAGCGGUCUUGAAACUGGAGUUCGCACGAGGCCGCAUUAUGGGCCACUUGAUUGACGCGCAGAGUGAUAUUUCUAGCUUGAAAACUGUCGAGCCCAAGCUGGCUGAAGAAUAUGAAUCUCUUCGUCGCAGAGCAUUCAACAACUCUUUGGAUUCAGCAUAUCAAGACAUGCAGCAAUCCCAAAGCCGGCACGAUUAUUUCAGAGAUUUGGAAGAAUGCGAAAAGAGGAUUCGCCAAGUUACAGGUUUCCAAGAUUUUCUCCAGCCUUUGGAUUGGACGGACCUGCCAGGGAUUGUACAAGCAGGACCUAUUGUUAUCGUCAAUUCGACGUGUGUCAGCACCGAUGCCAUUCUCAUUACGCAUCUUGGAGCUAGAACUCUGAAUUUACCAGAUAUGGCUACCAAGGCUCCGCCAGAAUAUCGACAGCUCUAUUCAAGAUAUGGACAUACUCAAGCCGGUGAUGGAUGUCAUUUGGAUGUGAGAGACAUAGAGUGUGAAUUGUCACCAGAAGACCUUACCCACGAAUUACUAUCGUGGCUGUGGUACACCUGCGUCAAGUUGUGCUUAGACGCAUUAGCGUCAGAUGGUGUCCUAGCCUCCGGGGAUAAACUGUCCCGAGUUUGGUGGAUCGGAGCCGGCAUAGCCAGUGCCCUGCCCUUUCACGCGGCCGGGGACUACAGUAAUGGGUUACCGAAUAAUGGAGACAGCUGUCUUGAUCGAGUUAUCUCGUCCUAUACCCCGACAAUCAAAGCACUAUGCAAUGCCCGCCAGCGAGCAUCCGAGGCAUUACCACGGACACACGACACAUCUUCUUUACUAGCUGUGACCAUGCCUGAAACUCCGGGACAUGACGCACUUUACGGCGUUCGCCAGGAAAUAAAAGGUAUCAUCCAAUCAGCCGGACAUGCAUUACAAAUCAAGGAGAUGCAAGGCCCCUCGACUGCGGACGUUCUGUCUCACCUCGAGAACAACACCACUGAGAUGAUCCACUUUGCUUGCCAUGGGUACUCCGACCCAGUCAAUCCACUAGACAGCCACCUCGUUUUACAGAAACAUGGACAGCAGGAAGGAGACCCCUCCAGCACGGUACUAGUACCCGAUCAGCUCAAAUUGUCUGCACUCCUAGACACAAAGACUAUCUCCCGAGCAUGUAUAGCCUACCUAUCCGCCUGUUCGACGGCAGAGGGAAAGGAUCAAUCGUUGAGAGACGAAGCCCUCAGCAUAGCCAAUGGGUUUUUGGUUGCUGGAUUCUCUCAUGUCAUUGGUUCUCUUUGGGCUGCUGAUGAUGAGGUAUGUGUUGAUAUGGCUGCUUCGUUCUAUAAGGCGUUGGUUUCUAGGCGCGUGGCUGCAGACUCGGGAGAUUUUAAUCGGGCUGUGGCUGAGGCGGUUCGUGAUGCUACGUUGGAGACUCGGAGGAAGUAUGCACAUAAUCCGGCGGCUUGGGCUUUGUAUGUGCACAUGGGAGCUUGA